Molecule: messenger RNA, 2048 nt
Organism: Condylostylus longicornis
Lineage: Eukaryota; Metazoa; Arthropoda; Insecta; Diptera; Dolichopodidae
Product: cytochrome P450 4g1-like
Exons: 5
Coding region: 150-1832 (560 amino acids)
Molecular function (GO): iron ion binding; monooxygenase activity; oxidoreductase activity, acting on paired donors, with incorporation or reduction of molecular oxygen
Source: RefSeq, a predicted model, not a curated record
AAGAGCCGUCGAGUGUAAAAUAAAAUCGCCCGAUCGUUUUAUAAUUACAAAAAAAAGGAUUAAAUUCGAAUUAAUAUUUUUUUUUUUAUUUUCUAUAAAUUUGUGGAAAACAUUUUUUUUAUUAAUCUGUGUUGAACAAAAAAGAAAUCAUGGCUGUCGAAGCUCUUGAAUCAUCUGCAAAAAUGGGAUUCUAUUCUCCAAUUUUUCUGGGAUUAGUUACCACAAUUGCAUCAUUAGUUGCCGUUUAUUGGUGGCAACAAAAUAAACGUUUUGUUAAAAUGGGUAAUGCUAUUCCAGGACCAACUUCAUUACCAUUUAUUGGAAAUGCACAUUUAGUUGUUGGAAAGACUCAUAAUGAAAUUUUGGAAAUGGCAUUGAAAUUGAGUAAAAAUUUUGGAAAUUCAUCAAAAGCAUGGCUCGGCUCAAAAUUACUUGUAUUUUUAACUGAUCCACGUGAUGUUGAAAUUAUAUUAAGUAGUAAUACACAUUUAGAUAAAUCAGAAGAAUAUCGUUUCUUUAAACCAUGGUUAGGUAAUGGUUUAUUAAUUAGUUCAGGUGAUUUUUGGCGUCGUCAUCGUAAAAUGAUUGCACCAACAUUCCAUCAAAAUGUAUUGAAAAGUUUUAUUGGAACAUUUUAUGAAAAUUCUACAAAUGUUGUUAACCGUUUGAAAAAAGAAUUAAAUACUGGAAAAGAUUUUGAUGUUCAUGAUUAUAUGAGUGAAGCAACAGUUGAUAUUUUAUUAGAAACAGCAAUGGGUACAAAAAGAACAGCACAAAAUAAUCAAGGUUAUGAAUAUGCAAUGGCUGUUAUGAAAAUGUGUGAUAUUAUUCAUAAACGUACAUACAAUAUUCUAUAUCGUUGGGAUACAUUCUAUAAUAAGACAUCAUUAAGAAAUUAUGAAGAAAAAUUAUUGGGAAUUAUCCAUGGAUUAACGAAACGUGUUAUUAAACAUAAAAAUGAAAAUUAUGAUAAAUUAUAUAAGGAUGGAAGUGUGCCAACACCAUCUUUACAUGAUAUUAUUAAACAUGAUUAUAUGGAUGAAUCAUCAAAUAAAUCUGAAAAUAAGAAAACCGAAGCUAAGGGAUUAAGAGACGAUUUAGAUGAUAUUGAUGAAAAUGAUGUUGGAGAGAAACGUCGUUUAGCCUUCUUGGACUUGAUGAUUGAAACUGCUAAAGGCGGUGCAAAUUUAACUGAUGAUGAAAUUAAGGAUGAAGUAAACACAAUUAUGUUUGAAGGUCACGAUACAACCGCAGCUGCUUCCAGUUUCACUUUAUGUCUUUUGGGUAUUCAUAAAGAUAUCCAAGACAAAGUUUAUAAAGAACUUUAUAGCAUCUUUGGUGAUUCUGAUAGACCAUGUACAUUCAAUGAUACCUUAGAAAUGAAAUAUUUAGAACGUGUUAUUAUGGAAUCAUUAAGAAUGUAUCCACCAGUACCAGUUAUUGCACGUCAUGUUAAUGAAGAUAUUAAAUUGGCAUCUGAAAACUAUGUUAUUCCAAAGGGUGCUACCGUUGUUGUAGUACAAUUUAAAAUUCAUCGUCGUCCAGACAUUUAUCCAAAUCCAGAUGUUUUUAAUCCUGACAAUUUCUUACCAGAAAAUUCAGCAAAUAGACAUUAUUAUAGUUUUAUACCAUUCAGUGCUGGACCAAGAAGUUGCGUUGGUCGCAAAUAUGCUAUGUUAAAACUUAAAGUUUUAUUAUCAACAAUUCUUCGUAACUACAAAAUCCAUUCAAAUGUUCCUGAAUCUGAAUAUAAACUUCAGGCUGAUAUUAUUUUAAAGAGAACUGAUGGAUUUAGAAUUCAAUUAGAACCAAGACAACGUAUUGCAGUUUAAUUAUUUAGAAAUUAAAUUGAAAUAUUUCUGUAAAUACACAGACAUGCUCAUGCAUAUGUAUGUAUAUAUUUAAAAUUUUAUUAAUGUAUAUCUGAAAUUUUUUGUCGUUUUUGAAUAGUGCUCCAAAUUGUCUUAAGAUGGGGAUUUUUUUCUAUAUUAAUAUAUUAUGAUUAAGCAAUAAAUAAAAUUUUUUUUUUCCCUUUUAUUGAAAAUUUA